AUGUCAUCGAUCUUCCUGCUUUUCUCUCCUCUCCUCCCUGUCCUCCUCCACUUCGUCCUUCCCCCAUCCCCACUCCCUCUGUCGCCACCUGGGAGUACGCAAAAGAAUACAUCAUCCCGAUGUCUAUCAUUCUUGAAACUCGAGACGUCGCCCGGAACAUCAGGUUGCACGGAGAUCAAUCCGGAGCAUAUCAUUGUCCUCAACGGUGUUUCAUGUCCGACCCUCUCCGAGUUUCCACGUGGCUGCAGCGACCAACUGAGACGCAAGCGAGUCAUUGUCAUGGACGCAAUAAUGACUUACGACGUACGGAGUAGGAACCCUAUUUCCUGA
Aspergillus melleus is the source of this 330-nucleotide messenger RNA. RefSeq lists its product as uncharacterized. The record is from RefSeq and is a predicted model, not a curated record. Lineage: Eukaryota; Fungi; Ascomycota; Eurotiomycetes; Eurotiales; Aspergillaceae. The transcript has a single exon. The coding region runs from base 1 to 330 and encodes 109 amino acids.